This is a messenger RNA of Calliphora vicina (urban bluebottle blowfly), 1554 nucleotides long. RefSeq names its product Rac family small GTPase Mtl (gene Mtl). The transcript is spliced from 5 exons. Gene Ontology annotation, molecular function: GTP binding; GTPase activity. Lineage: Eukaryota; Metazoa; Arthropoda; Insecta; Diptera; Calliphoridae. Gene Ontology annotation, biological process: small GTPase-mediated signal transduction. The record is from RefSeq and is a predicted model, not a curated record. Bases 293 to 880 code for a protein of 195 amino acids.
AAUUUGAGAAGUGAAAAAGUGAACAGAUAAAAGAAAUUUUAUUAAAUUUUAAAUAAAAUAAAUAAAAAGUGUUAAAUUUUAUGAAAAAUUCAAUGAAAUUAAGAAAUUUCUAAUAUUUAAAGUUUAAAGAAAAAGGGCAAAUAUAAAUGAAAUAAGUGCAUGUUGUAGAAAAGUCGUGUUGAAAAAAUUUUUGUCCAACAAGAAAGAAUAAAAAAAAAUUAAGAAAAACAAAGAGGAUUAUAAGAUAAAUACAAAAACCACCAACAAAAAAUAAAUUAUAUAGAUAUAAAAGAUGUCAACAGGAAGACCCAUCAAAUGUGUUGUCGUUGGCGAUGGUACUGUCGGCAAGACAUGCAUGUUAAUAUCAUAUACCACAGAUAGUUUUCCCGGUGAAUAUGUGCCUACAGUUUUCGACAACUACUCAGCACCCAUGCAAGUAGACACAAUACAAGUAUCACUGGGUCUAUGGGAUACAGCCGGGCAAGAGGAUUACGAUAGACUACGGCCACUUUCAUAUCCACAAACGGAUGUAUUUCUGAUAUGUUUCUCAGUGGCGAGUCCAUCAUCGUUUGAAAAUGUAACCUCAAAAUGGUAUCCCGAAAUAAAACAUCACUGCCCCGAUGCGCCCAUUAUAUUAGUUGGUACCAAAAUUGAUUUACGUGAAGAUCGUGAAACGCUUAGUGCUCUAUCUGAACAAGGCUUAGCGCCUUUGAAACGUGAACAAGGACAAAAAUUAGCAAAUAAAAUACGGGCUGUUAAAUAUAUGGAAUGUUCAGCUCUAACACAACGAGGCCUAAAACAGGUAUUCGAAGAGGCUGUGCGUGCCGUCUUAAGACCUGAGCCCCAAAAACGACGUCAACGAAAGUGUAUAGUUAUGUAAAAAUAUAUUCUUAAUGUUUAUAUUAACAAAUCUCCUACUUUUCUUCUCCAAACUCCUCUUGAAAAAAUCUCCACAACUUCGCCUCUCUCCCUACAAAAAAUUUUUGGUUGUAUUUUUGGUUUGUGUCACCUGUAUGUAUGUCUUACUUUAAUUUUUUUUAUUAAAUCUUGAGCAAACUUUACAAAAAUAAGCAUCCUUUUAAGUCCUAUAUUUAUAAACUACAUCUAAGCGAGAGUUACACAAAAAUCUAACGGAACAAAAAAAAAAAAAAAACACUAGUUUUUAUACCUUUUAAACCAAAUUGCUAAGAAAGAAAAUUUAAAAUUUAUUAAGUAACAAAAAUACAAAACAAAAACAAUGUCCUCGAAUUAAUCCUCGAAUUAUAAAGAAAAUCAAACACAAAUUUAUAUUUAAACCACAAGAAAAACCCCCUAAAAUUGUAAACAUUAGUUUCACUCAUUCUUAUAAUUUUGUUGCAUUUCAUUUCAUGUCCAUUACAUUGCACCCAAAAAUUCAUACAAUUUAUUAUUUUUACAUUUUCGUUAUAAUUUUGUUUUAUAAACCUUUUAAUUUUUAUAUAGUUUUUUACUAAAUAUACACAAAUACUUACAUAAUUUAUAUUUCUUUUAUAAGAAAUCGAAUAAAACAAGAGUUCCAAAGUUUUAUUUAAACAA